AUGGCAAGGCUCGGCGUGGCCUUGCUCGCGCUCCUGGCGGCCGCCGCGGCGGUCGCCUGCCUGCCGUCCCCGGCCUCCGCGGGCGAGCUGGCCUCCAUGCUGCUGUCGCGCGCGGCGGCCUGCGACGGGGUCAUCGGGGAGUGCGGCGUGGACGAGGACGAGGAGAUGGUGACGGGCGCCGGUGAGGCCCUGCGCCGGUCGCUGGUGCGGAAGUCGACGGCCAGGUACAUCAGCUACGCGGCGCUGCGCGCCGACCAGAUCCCCUGCGACAAGCGCGGGGCGUCCUACUACAUCAACUGCGGGUCCAUGCAGCAGGCCAACCCCUACACGCGCGGCUGCUCCGCCAUCACGCACUGCGCGCGCAACAUGAACUGAUCCGUCGUCCGUAGGCCUGGUGGAUCUUGCGCACGUACGGCACUGAUCGAUGCGUACGCACGGAGCGGCGAGGAGGUGUGUGGCCGUGCGAUCACCUAAUUACUAAUUGUACUUGUAGAACGCCCGUGCAUUGCUACAUACGAAUGAUUAUAAAUAAAUGAAGCUGACUGUACAAAUUUACAAGUUACUUAUGUCUCAUGGCUUGUCCUUUUUGUCAUCACGAG
This is a messenger RNA of Aegilops tauschii subsp. strangulata, 599 nucleotides long. Its product is annotated as protein RALF-like 33. Gene Ontology annotation, cellular component: plasmodesma. Gene Ontology annotation, biological process: calcium-mediated signaling. The record is from RefSeq and is a predicted model, not a curated record. Lineage: Eukaryota; Viridiplantae; Streptophyta; Magnoliopsida; Poales; Poaceae.